Molecule: messenger RNA, 1914 nt
Organism: Triticum urartu
Lineage: Eukaryota; Viridiplantae; Streptophyta; Magnoliopsida; Poales; Poaceae
Product: splicing factor U2af large subunit B
Biological process (GO): mRNA processing
Cellular component (GO): nucleus
Molecular function (GO): RNA binding
Source: RefSeq, a predicted model, not a curated record
AGAAGAUGGGAGCGUGCACCGGCAGGUCUGCUUUAAGAUUGGUGACCAGGCCAGAGACCCAAAAAACCACCCCCUGACCCUGGACGCCGGAUCCCCAAACCCUCCCCCUCCAGACCCCCCCGACGCGAGAUGGCCGACGACAACGGCGGCGACGACUACGUCAGCGAGGCCGUCCGCCCCGAGGGUGAUACACAUACGCGUGCAGAGGGAUUGUCAAAAUCCAGGGAUCGAGACAGAGAAAAAGACAAGGAUAAGGAGCGCCAUAGGGACCGUGACAGAGAUAGAGGAAGAGACAGAGAUCGGGGUCGGGACAGGGAUCUAGACAAGGAUCGGGACAGGGACAAGGAUCGGGAUCGUCACCAAAGGCAUCACCGUGACAAAAGGGAGCACCGAGACCGUCCUGAUGAUCACGAUCGUCACAGAAGCCGUGAUUCUGAAAGGAGAAGGGACCGCGAGAGAGAUGGACAUCGCAGGCAUCGCUCUCGUUCACGGUCUCGUUCAAGGGGCAGGGAUGAUCACAGAUCUCGAUCUCAUUCAAAAAGCAAGCGAGUCAGUGGAUUCGACCUGGGACCAACAGCACAAUCCGUACUUCCUCAGUUCCCUACCAUUCCAACCCCAAGUCAGUUACCUGGCUCUUCUAUUCCUGGAAUGUUCCCGAACAUGCUCCCUUUUGCUGUUGGACAGUUCAAUCCCCUCGUCAUGCAGCCACAAGCCAUGACUCAACAGCAUAUUUUUCCUCAGGCUACUCGGCAUGCUCGGCGUGUUUAUGUUGGUGGCCUUCCCCCAUCUGCUAAUGAACAGUCUGUUGCAAUAUACUUUAAUCAAGUCAUGGCUGCUAUUGGAGGAAACACUGCUGGUCCAGGUGAUGCUGUUCUUAAUGUGUACAUAAACCAUGACAAGAAAUUCGCUUUUGUGGAGAUGAGGUCUGUGGAGGAAGCAAGCAAUGCAAUGGCACUGGAUGGCAUUUUAUUUGAAGGUGCACCAGUGAAGGUUAGAAGACCAACAGACUAUAACCCUUCUCUGGCAGCUGCCCUGGGCCCAAGCCAGCCAAGCUCCAAUUUGAAUCUUGCUGCGGUUGGCCUAACACCAGGUUCAGCCGGAGGGUUAGAAGGCCCGGACCGUAUUUUUGUGGGUGGUCUCCCCUAUUACUUCACAGAGGCUCAAGUUCGGGAGCUGCUUGAAUCAUUUGGGCCUCUUCGAGGAUUUGAUCUUGUGAAAGAUAGGGAAACUGGUAACUCAAAGGGCUAUGCGUUCUGUGUCUACCAGGACCUCAAUGUCACUGACAUAGCCUGCGCUGCUCUAAAUGGUAUCAAGAUGGGAGACAAAACUCUUACGGUCAGACGAGCAAACCAGGGCUCAGCCCAACCUAGACCAGAGCAGGAAAAUAUCCUGUUGCAGGCACAGCAGCAGGUGCAGUUACAGAAACUUGUGUAUCAAGUUGGAGCGCUCCCUACAAAGGUUGUAUGCCUGACCCAGGUAGUUACUGCUGAUGAAUUAAAGGAUGAUGAAGAAUAUGAGGACAUUAUGGAGGACAUGAGGUUGGAAGCUGGGAAAUAUGGUAACUUGGUGAAAGUUGUCAUCCCGCGCCCUCAUCCGAGUGGAGAGCCAGUUUCUGGAGUUGGCAAGGUGUUCUUAGAGUAUGCAGAUGUUGAUGGUUCCACCAAAGCAAAGACGGCGAUGCAUGGAAGGAAAUUCGGUGGAAACCCAGUUGUUGCGGUCUUCUACCCCGAGAACAAGUUUGCUGAUGAGGACUAUGACGCGGCAGCAUAAAUUAUCUCUCUUUUCCAAUGACAAUAGUGCUUUGUGUAGUUUGUUCGAUUUACAGCAACGUUUUCCCUUCUAGUCGAGCUUUCUUGUAGCCCUGGAUUUAUGCAGAACCGCCAGUUAUUAAUAUUGGAAGAUAGAUUGCCUAAA